This is a messenger RNA of Nothobranchius furzeri (turquoise killifish), 1678 nucleotides long. RefSeq lists its product as uncharacterized. The record is from RefSeq and is a predicted model, not a curated record. NCBI's taxonomy places the organism in Eukaryota, Metazoa, Chordata, Actinopteri, Cyprinodontiformes, Nothobranchiidae.
AUUAGCUUUAGAGGAAAAAGGCUCGUCUGUAGCUUUGGUUUUACGUUUAAAGCCUGCAUUUGAUUCUGGAGACUAAAGUUCAUUUAUCCUUCUCAUUCAUCAACCUGACUUUAAAAGGAAUGAACAGCAGCUAAUCAAACCCUUUCAUAUGGAUCUGUGCGAACAGCUUUGGGAAAUUUAACUGUUGGUUUUGCUGCUCCCAGAAAAUGCAGAAUCCAUCUUUUUUACACCGUUUGUGUUAUAAGCUCAUUUUAAAUCAAACGGGCCAUCUGUUUGACUCACUGGUGCAGAAUCAUUUGAUAGAUUUUAAAGCAGCCCGCUGGCGGCUUUCCAUUCAUGACUUUGGAAUUAGGGAUCAAACUAUCAUCACACCCCCUCCCUAGCGGAGUCUAAGCUGAUGAAACAUGCCACACCAAUCACCGCUGGACUCAGACUUCCAGAUGGAGACAGCGGUGUCGGGGAGGAUCUGACGGAGCCCUUGCAGCAUCAUGAGACAGAAGCCGGCACUUCUCUUGGUCUCCUUGACUUUCCUCGUGUUGAAAAGUCAAAGCUUUGAGCUGCAGGACACGAUCCACGCCCUGAUAGAGGAGAACAUUCACCUCCACGACCAGCUGGAAAACCUCACUCAGGCCCUCCGGGAGCUCAAACGGAUGCUCUGGCAGCAUGGGAACAAUCCAGAUCGCAAGCACGACGAGGCCGUCCAGCAUCUCUGGGAUGAAUGGUCACAGCUUGGUGUGUGUGUGCAUGCAUAUCCCACAAAUAAGCUCACUCAGGAUCAGAUCUGCUUUGACAUGACGCCAUUUCCUCCUCCACGCCAGGCAUCAGUGCAGAAACUCACCUGCUGCUGGAGCACGUCUUUUGUGGAUAUGAUGUCCCCGACUCAGCUGCCCAGAUCCAUGAUGGAGCAUCCCUUCUGCUGUUGGGGUUCCCCUGCGUUGCCAUGCUGCUGCUCAGCUGCUCCUGAACUCAGAACUGUCACUGCUGUCUUUUAUGCUCAUUUUCUUUCAUGGAAUGUGAAUUUUGUGUCUCACAGCCAGUGGAUGAAAUUAGAAACAUCACUGUGCAGUUUUAAUCUGUUGUCUCUGGGAUCAUCGCCCUCUCAACCCGACCUGUUCUGCUCGGAGCGAUUACAGCCGACAGGAGGGAUGAGCCGAGCUCUCGGGCUGUAUUAAAACACGUCUCCUUUUGGUAAUUACAGCAUUUAUUUUUAGUGAUUUGUUAAAUUUCGUGCAGCCAAUUCUAAAUAAGAUAUUGAUAACACAAAACCGUUAAAAUAAUCCCUCCUUGUGAUCAGUCGUCCAACAAAGAUCGUGUCAUUUAUCUAGUUGAUCUAUCCGUAAAUGAACUGUUUUCACUGUCAGGUUUACUCAACACACCUGCUUUGGUUUUAAAACUAAUUAAGAGAGAUCCAAUUAAGUCUGAAGUGAAGAUCGACCGAUAUAGGGUUUUCUAUUGCUGAUACUGUCACAGAGGUCAGGGGUCAGGUGAUGGCCUAUUCGGGCCAGUUUUCAUGAAUGAGAUCUAGAUGUUUUUCACGUGUUUAUAUGUCACUAAUAGUAUCAUUUCUGACCCUACAUCAGUUUUUACCACAUAACUGAACCAGAACUGAAUCUUAAUUCUGUGCUCUGCUCUGUUAAUCAAACAUUUAACCAAAGUUAACAAAACAAAUCAAUAAACC